AUGAAGGCAUAUUGGGCAGAAUCAGUCACGCGCUGGCCGGCGCCAGAAUCCCACGAGGGUAUAUUGCACAAACUAGGGGAUGCGCUCAGAGGGGUGCAUGAUACCCCAGCGCCCGUCCCCGCUACCCAGCCACCUCCGGAGCCCAAACAUCAAAGUUUCCUCCACAGAAUUGUAGGUGAUUAUCACGAGGAAGUCUACCAGGCCCCUUCCACCCAACCUCCUACCGUGAAAGAGGGUUUCAUGGAUAGGCUCACGGACAAGUUAACUGGGAAGGACCACGAUGUGCCUGGACCUGUAGCUGCUGUACCUCCGCCAGUUCCAGAGAGCCACGGUCUUUUUCACAAUAUCAGUAGCAAUUUACGUGGUCAGACCACAGCUAAUGUGCCACCGUCGCCAACCAAGCCAGAACACGAACAUGUCAUGGAGAAAAUCCACGAUGCAUUCAAGAGCGAUGAAGCGAAGGCGGCCGAGAGGCGAGCCAAGGAGGAGGCUGAGCGAAAGAAACAGGAAGAGGCGGAGAGGGCCACCCAUCAUAACAUCUUUGGCAAAAUUGGAGACGCGCUUCACCGUGACGAGAGGGUUCCCCCAUCUCCAGAACAGAGCCACAGUGUCUUUGACAAAAUCGGGGCGCAUAUGUUACAUGAAGAACUACCCAAGCCUGAGGAGCAAGGAUUAAAAGCAAAAGUUACUGCGGCUCUCGGCGGAGGGGCCCAGGCUGAAGCUCAUGAAGCCAUUGACUUUGUACAGCAACACAUUCUCCGGCAAGGAACCCAAUCUCACGAAUCGUUCUGGGAACAAAUGAAGGACGAGCAGAUCGCAAACAUGAUUCGAAAGCAGUACAAGGAAAUGACGGGACACGAGUUCCUACCUUCACACAAGACCGCAUGA
This is a messenger RNA of Desarmillaria tabescens, 888 nucleotides long. RefSeq lists its product as uncharacterized. NCBI's taxonomy places the organism in Eukaryota, Fungi, Basidiomycota, Agaricomycetes, Agaricales, Physalacriaceae. The record is from RefSeq and is a predicted model, not a curated record. Bases 1 to 888 code for a protein of 295 amino acids. The transcript has 3 exons.